UUGAAUUUGUUUUGGUAUUCUAAUGUAAGAUAAUAAACAAUAUUUUGAAAGAGUAACAAAUGAACGAAGGAAAUACUCAAGUUUUAUAAUAUAGUAGAUACUUUAUUUUGUAAAAUUAUGUUGCUAAAAGUUGCUGAAAUAUUAUAUGUGUAUUAUAUUGUAACAAGUAUUAUUUAGAUAUUUCAUGUUGGUGGACAAAUAGAAAUGUUACACGAAGCUCUAGAAAGUAUUUCUAUCAAAGAUGAAAAACAUGGAUCAUUGCGAAAUGUCAUUAAAUCUUUAAUCAAUCGUCAUUAUCGGAUUAUUUUUAAUUCGGAAUAUAUCGAAAGUUUAUUCUCGUAUAUUGCUUUGGUCCAGCUAUUGUGUAAUACAGUAGUGAUGUGCGGUAUAGGAUUCUUAAUAAUAGUCGCGAUUAAUUCACACGGGGAUGUAGGAAUAGUUGUGAAAAUUGUAUUAUUUUAUAUUGCUAUAAUGUUGGAAGCAUUUGUUUUUUCCUACGCUGGGGAAUAUCUCAGUAGUAAAAGCCUGUCAAUUAGCACUUCAGCUUACGGUUCUUCUUGGUAUUUACUAGAACCUAGAAACAGACGUGUCGUGAUUCUUCUUAUGAUAAGAUCACAAAGACGUUUGACAAUUACUGCUGGGAAAUUUAUGGAUUUGUCUAUGUUCGGUUUUGCGAGUAUUUUAAAAGCUUCUGCAUCAUACGUAUCGGUAUUGUAUGCGAGGUACUGAUUACAAAGGGACACAUAGUAAGCAAUAAAAUAAGUAUAUCGUGUAUGAUAUAUAUCAUAUAUAUCAUAAUUAUAU
Molecule: messenger RNA, 804 nt
Organism: Bombus huntii
Lineage: Eukaryota; Metazoa; Arthropoda; Insecta; Hymenoptera; Apidae
Product: odorant receptor 4-like
Exons: 4
Coding region: 205-729 (174 amino acids)
Biological process (GO): sensory perception of smell; detection of chemical stimulus involved in sensory perception of smell
Cellular component (GO): plasma membrane
Molecular function (GO): odorant binding; olfactory receptor activity
Source: RefSeq, a predicted model, not a curated record